This is a messenger RNA of Gaeumannomyces tritici R3-111a-1, 840 nucleotides long. Its product is annotated as rRNA-processing protein EFG1. The record is from RefSeq and is a predicted model, not a curated record. Gene Ontology annotation, biological process: maturation of SSU-rRNA from tricistronic rRNA transcript (SSU-rRNA, 5.8S rRNA, LSU-rRNA). Gene Ontology annotation, cellular component: preribosome, small subunit precursor; nucleolus. Lineage: Eukaryota; Fungi; Ascomycota; Sordariomycetes; Magnaporthales; Magnaporthaceae. Bases 1 to 840 code for a protein of 279 amino acids. The transcript has 2 exons.
AUGGGGACGAAACGCCCAUACUCGUCUGUCGACGGCCAGGGCGGCAGCUAUCACAAGCAUGGCCCCUCAAAAAAGAAGCCAAAGCAGGGCAGGAGGAACCCCGGGGCCGAGGAUGCUUCCGUCAACGCCAUGAAGACGCGGGCGCGCACGAUACAGCGACGCCUUCAGAAACAGCCUGGAGACGAGAGGCCGAUGCCCGCAAACGUGCAGAAUGACCUCGAGCGCGAGCUGGUGGCGCUGAAACAACGGAUCCAGGAGGCUCGGGACAAAAAGCUGAGGAGCAAUAUGAUUGGCAAAUACCAUAUGGUGCGCUUCUUUGAACGCAAAAAGGCACAAAGACUGGUGAAGAAGAUCCAGAAGGAACUCGACGAGGCCAAGGACCCGGACGAGAUAGCCAAGCUACAGAAGGAUCUGCAUAUUGCGCAGGUGGACGUCAACUACGCCAUAUAUUUCCCUUUCCUGGAGCAGUAUAUCAGCCUAUACCCCUCCGCUACCAAAGCUUCCAAGGAGACAGGCGAUGCGCCCGCGGCGCAGCUAGCUCUGCACGCAGAACGUCCGCCGAUGUGGGCAACAGUGGAGGAGACAAUGGAGCAGGGAGAGCGUGCGCUCAUCAGGUUACAAAACCGACGUCCCGAGUCAGGGGGCGAUCCCAAGGGCAGGAAGCACAAGGUCCCAGCCGAGGCGGCAUCGGGAGAGAGCAAGCCCGAACCAUUAAAGACUAAGAAGGAGGACGUAGGGGGCGGCAAGGGAAAGAAGAAGGCCAAGGAACUGCCCAAAGCCCAGCCUGACGAUUAUGAGAGUGGCAGCGAGAGCGAUGGAGGAUUCUUCGAGAUGGCGUGA